AUGGAUGCUGAAACCGAAGGGAGGGGAAACCCCUCCGGCCCCAGCAUGCAAACCCAGAGGCCCGUCCCCAACCCCAACGACUUUGUGCUCUGGUCCUUCUUCAACGCCAUGUUCUGCAACCCCUUCUGCCUGGGCUUCAUCGCGCUGGUCUUCUCUGUUAAGGCCAGAGACAAGAAGAUCGCCCAGGACCCAGCAGGUGCCAAAACCUUUGGGAAGACAGCCAAGCAUCUCAACAUCGCCGCGCUCUCCCUGGGCAUCCUCUCCUACAUCCUGCUCAUCGUCUUGCUGGUUGUCAUCUACGUCAACGCACUGCAGUACACCAGGGCCCGUGACUGCAAAGUGCAGGGGGACGUGGAGGGCGCCCAGCGGCACGGCAACCGCGCCAGGGUGCUGAACAUCAUCUUCACCAUCCUCAUCGCCGUCGGCGUGGUGUGUGUCAUCUCCAUCAUCUUCAUUGCCCUCUUGCAGUCGAGGGUCUGA
Molecule: messenger RNA, 480 nt
Organism: Chaetura pelagica (chimney swift)
Lineage: Eukaryota; Metazoa; Chordata; Aves; Apodiformes; Apodidae
Gene: IFITM3
Product: interferon induced transmembrane protein 3
Exons: 4
Coding region: 1-480 (159 amino acids)
Biological process (GO): response to interferon-beta; response to type II interferon; host-mediated suppression of symbiont invasion
Cellular component (GO): plasma membrane
Source: RefSeq, a predicted model, not a curated record